UGACCGCUUAGCACACAGGCAACCCAGACUCCCUGCUUCAUUCCCUCCUGCAAUUCUCCAGAUGCCGGAGCCGAGCGACUCUGUAACAGUAGGGAAUGUCAGGAGAAUCUGGUCCUCAAGUCUUUGAUUAAAAAUUAACCUCUGACCCUGUUUAGCGCUCGCAGGUAAUAAGCUCGCUGUGACAAAGAGAGAGAGUUUGUUCAAUUACAAAGUUGAUUGAAACAUAAAGAAGGAAAUGCCUCUCUGUCGAGGAAGACAUAACGGGACUAAUGUUCGGAAUUGCGCGUGCAGUAUCGGAGGAUGCACGCAAAGACUAGAGGCUGAGGUAAGGAUUGACUGUCUCGGUCAGUGAGAUCUCUUAUCUUGGAGAUGAGAGGUGGGAGAGGGAGAUGAAUGAAGCUCGGCAAAGACUCUGCAAGCUUGCAAUGCACGAGCGUGGCACGACCUGUCCCUCGAUAUAUCUCUCUGUGUAAGCACGGGCUGCUUCACUGCAUGCAUGUUUGACUUGGAAUGUGGGGAAUAUUUCUGUAUGCGUGCGUUGUGCAAGUGUGUAUGGGAUGUGUGUGUGUGUGUGAGUGUGUGUGUGUGCACACGACCGUGCAUGCGUGAGUGGUGGUGUGGGGCAAUGAGCAUGGUGCCGAGCACUGGCCAGGUCUGUGACUACCAGCCACCAUUUCCUGUGUGUCAGGCGCAGUGUUGCCAGCGCCAGCAGCCCGCUGGCCAUUGUGAGGCAGUGCCGCGUAUGACGGGGGAGGGGAUGGUCUCCCCCCCUCUCUAGCCAGCCAGAGCAUGGCGCGGGUUCCCUCAAUGAUGUAUUCAACAGUAAUCGCCAGAUUAGCACAGAAUUCCAUUUCGCACGCCUUAGCGCCAAAGAAAGAACCUACGCCCCGGCCACCCAUUCGCCUCGCCCUCUGCAUCGCUCGACAGGCAACAUCAAACGCAGCUGCGCUUUUGUAUUCCCCUCCGAUGUGGAGGAACCCGCAAAACUGCUGCAAGAGGGCAACCGGUUGUUCUGUAAAUUCACAGGUUUGCGCGCGUACACCAUCGCUGUGCAUGCUCCAAUAGUCACGUGACUUUCUUUCGUCUAAAUGUUUGGAUUUUAAUUUUUUUAAUGACCUUUCACCCCUCUUCGUUAUAGUUUAAUCACGAAGGAGGACUGUUGUUGAGAGUUGCUCAUAAAACCAUCGAGUGUACUUGCGCAUCAAGAGUGUCGAUGCACUGUUUUCCAGAAGCUAUACAACCGCUGCACUACUUCGCCGCGAAAAAGGAACCCUUAAUCACAUGACAUCCGCCAGCAAAGUUCGCGGCAGAGUUGCUGCCCGCUGUCCUCCACCAGCGCCAUCGCACCUGUUGCUUCACUCAAGGACACAUGUCAUCAUCGAUCAGGUGCAACAGGUGGGACACCAAAAGCCAUCGGUGGCGCAAUGAAGCGCGCAGAUCCCAUGCCAUCCGAUGCGGAAGUUGGAGGGAACACGACAUCGUCUGCCACUGAGUGACUGUGUUGUUCCUCCCUGUGUUGUUCCUCCCUGUGUUUCGCAGCUGAUUUCCAACGACCGGCAGCUGCAGUCCCGGAGAACACGCCUUGAGAAGAGUCGCCAUUGGCGGUCGCAGACACACUAACCACAGGUCUGUUCCCUGACUCGUCAUUUGGAUUCCGAAGCAUCCAGUUAGUGCAGUGCAUCCCAUAAUUCUUGUCAAAAGGAGGGAAAGGCGCGAAAAGCUCCAAACAGCGAGAAGGUUCGAUGUUUCCUGCAAACAUCAGUCUCUGUUCCAAGACAACUCUCGCCAUCGACCACUGUAUGUAACUGCGUGUUGCAUAAAGCUAGUAGAUGCUGAAAACAGUGCGAGGACUGAGCAUCUCACACAGGAAUAACAGGAUAUAGGUUAUUUCUGUACUAACAAUCGUCACAUGCGUGGACUAGGAUUUGAACGCGUGCUGUUGGUGUUCUGAGAGAUUGUGCGCUAAUCCACACUAAACACUCUUGUCAGGAAACAGUUUGCUGGACUGGGGGUCGUUACUGGGACAAGACUAGAAACUGCAUGUUUGGAAACAGUUCUGAGAAAUGAGAUUGGACCUGGCCAAUGGAGAUUACAGAAGCAGCCACGUUCGCUCGUCGAGAAAAAACGAGGACAAGUAUUUAGCGAGGGUAAAGUAUUCUGUCUUCUGUAGUCGUUACUGAGACUUUCUACUUAUAUUCUCACCAUGGAAACGUGUUGAAUAUUCUGAGUGAAAAGUAUUCUGCAGUGGCAACAGAUCACGUGAUCAAGUGGUAUUAUUGUGUUCCUGCCAGUUGGAUCCAUGUCUCGGAUGAAAGUGCAGCAAUUACUUUGUGUUCGGUGCUGAAGUCAGGAACUCAGGUAACACAAGGAUACUUUAGUGAUUCACGGAUGCUAAGUGAGAUGUGCUUACACACUUGAGAGACAUAUGGCCAAUGUUGCGGACAAUUUGGAGGCAUACUGAAGACAUCCAAGCCACUAGACGGCACAAGAUGUUGUUAGAGAUGACGAUCACAGGACAAUCUUCUAGUGCAGCAAUAUCUAGAAUUUCCUGUUAAAUACAAGCUACGUGACAUCUACAAUAGUCUUCAGCAUUGCCAAACAAUAAUUGUAAUAAAAGAUUGCAAGCACCGUCAGUCAGUCUCAGGCAUUGCAAAAAUGACGGUUAAUCGCGUGAAAAUUCUGUGGUCGUCGUCGUUGUUCGGCCAAAAUGUUGGCAGCCGUCUGCAUGGAAUCAUCUGGAGCUUCCUCUUUCUUCUGACCACGGUCCUUGUCAAACCCUGUUGUCCCAGGACACCAGUCGGUCUUCAUGCCUUCAUCCCCCACAACUUCGGAUUCAAGUCGGACUUUAAAUCCACGUACAUCCAGACGUUGCCACUGUACAAGCGAGAUUACCGCUACAGACGAGUGUUCGAGAGGUUCGAGCCCACACUCACGCACAGCUUCCUCAGGCGGGAUGAGCCCUCCGCCAUCCUGAGCGCCUACUGUCGCGAGGUGCUGGGCAAAGACACGGUGACGCUGCUGAACUUCAAUAACCCGGAAAUGUUUCGAGGACGAUCCAGAGCCAACUUCUACCUCUUGGAACUGGCCGAGAGUCUUGGGUUACCCGUCCUGUCGUGGGAUGCUGAGUUCACCGGAUCACCGAGGGAUCCAGAAGAAACAUUAGUACUACAGAUUGCUCCCACGAUCCAGCAUCAGGGACGAGCUAUUUUUAGCAUCCUGAUGCGCUACCAGUGGACGCAGUUCGCCAUAGUGACGUCACAGGCGCCGGGCUACAGGGAGUUCAUAGACACAAUGGAGACUCUGGCAGCACACAGCAGACAGGAAGCCAUGGUGACGAUCUCUGGAAACGGAAAGAAAGGAUUCACCGUCCUGCAGGAAGUCCUUACUCGGAACACGUCCAACACAGUGGCUUUGAAGUCAGACCUCAGCAAACUCCUGGGCACCGACAGCAGAAUUAUACUACUCCACUGCUCAAGCCAGGAUACUCUGAAUAUUCUGGAAAUGGCGGACACUCUGGGAUUGACUGGCAAAGAUUAUCUUUGGAUCUUGACCCAGUCAGCAAUUUCAAUGUCCAUAGGAGCGUCUCUCUCCAUCCCACUGGGAACUCUUGGAGUUACUUUCGACCACAAGGAGGAGGCCAUGAAAAAGGCCAUCAAGAAUGCAGUCAUGAUCUGGUUCUUGGCUCUCCUGACCUUGCCAGACUUCCAUUUGAGUCGAACCAGAGUACCUCCGCGAUAUCCGUGUCCCGCAGGGGCCUCCCUCCGCUUCGACAGCAACGGCACCCUGCAGCACACGGAGCUGCAAAUCAUCAACCUUCAGGGCAGCGACAACAGCACCAGCAGCCGGCAAUGGCGAGAGGUGGCCCGGCAAGUCGAGCAGUCCACCCUCAGGGAAACCAGUUCGCAGUUUCUUGCGGGUGGCUACCCUAGACGAGAGGCCGUAUGUCAUGUACGAGAAGCCGGACCCGGACAACAAAUGUACCGAGCAUGCGUUAGGUGCCGGGUCUACGAGCGAGACAGCAAGAAGAACAGGUUGUCAAACACCACCGUCCCAAUGUGCUGUAUAGGACUCAGUGUCGACUUGCUGCGGGUCUUCAGUCGCGAGCUGAACUUUGACUUCGAUUUCUUUGAGGUGGAAGAUGGAAUGUGGGGAGCCAUUAACAAGAGCACUGGUCAGUGGAACGGACUUAUAGACAUUCUACUCAGACGAGAAGCAGACAUGGUGGUGACAUCGUUAAAGAUCAACCCCGACAGAGCUCGAGCCGAGUUUUCCGUCCCGUACUUGGAGACUGGCAUAACGAUAGUUGUGUCCCUUCGUGAGGGAGCCAUUUCGCCUACAGCCUUUUUGGAGCCAUUCGAUAUUACAUCGUGGAUAUUGAUUCUCAUGUUGUGUAUUCAUACUGUGGCUCUGGGAGUUUAUCUCUUCGAAUGGCUCAGCCCAGACGGCCUCGAUAGGGGCGACAAAGCAGAAGCUUUGCUGUAUGUGAGACGAGCGGGAGCAUCAAGCCUCACUUUUGAUGUCUUUCUUUUGUUUUCUCUGUGUGUCUUUUCUUCUGGCUUUGCAGAGCCGUAUGACUACCCGUCCUGGUGUUUUAUUCUCGUCUUUAGCGUUCACGCUACUGGUGCAUCCAUUUUCAUUUUUGAGUGGCUGAGUCCGUACGGGCUGACGCGAGGGAAACCUCCCUUUCAAGAUCGCAGGUUCUCGCUAUUCCGGUCCUUCUGGCUGAUCUGGGCCAUGCUCUUUAGCGCCGCUGUAGAGACAGACACACAAGGCGUUUCUAGUCGGUUCCUGGCCAACAUCUGGGCACUUUUUGCUGUCGUCUUCCUGGCCAGCUACACCGCCAACCUCGCCGCCUUCAUGAUCACCAAAGAGGAGUUUUACGACCUUUCUGGUAUUCAGGACUGGAGGCUUCAAAAGCCGACCCAGAUGAAUCCACCUUUCAAGUAUGCCACGGUUCCCCAGGGCAGCACAGAGACCAACAUUCGCUACAAUCACCCAUCCAUGUACCACUACAUGCGUCCCUUCAACAAACCAUCCGUAGAGCUCGGCAUCGGUGCCGUCAAGAGCGGUGAGAUCCAGGCCUUCAUAUACGAUGCCACAGUGCUAGAGUACUACACCGGCAAGGACCCCGGGUGUCGCCUGCGCACAGUGGGCAACUGGUACGCCAUGACAGGCUAUGGGGUGGGAUUCCCACCCGGUGCAGACAAUACCUGGGUGGAGAGGAUUAACAAGGUCAUUUUCGAACUACAAAGAAAUGGUGAAAUGGAGAGGCUUCAGAAAUUCUGGCUCGCCGGGGCCUGCUACACCGAAAAGGAGAAGAAAGGCAUUUCGAACAAAACUCUUGGCAUCCUCAACUUUACAAGCGCCUUCAUCUUACUUGGGGGCGGUGUUCUGCUGAGUGUUGUGCUGCUGCUGGUGGAGCACAUCUACUACCGCUUUGGCCGCAAGUGCCUGAUGAAGAUGGACAGCGGCUGCUGCAGUUUUGUCAGUCUCAGUGUGGGUAAGUCGCUAGCCCAGGGGCACACGGAGGAGGCCAGGGCGAGACGGAAGCGAUGCCAGGACCGUCUGUGUGACACUCAAAUAUGGCGCCUGCGCCACGAGCUGGACCUGGCUUCACUCAAAAUUGAAAGUCUUCAGAACCAAAUCAACAGAGGACACGAAAGUGACAAAUCUUCACCUCACGAAGACAGAACGCAGCAGAAGGAGGACAGUUUGAACCGGAAGCAGCCUUGCUAUGACUUUUCCCAGCACAACGGGUCCGCGCGUCGUCACACUCUACAAGACGCCAGCGCCAUCACGAGCUCCGCUCCGCACCUCCUGGGACAGGAGAGCUCCGACACGAGGUCAGAGUGCGGCGAUGCCGUGGCCAGACUCCGCCGCUCGCCCAGCUACACGUCUGCCAUCGGCGACGACGUCUGUGGCGACGACCAGAAACUGUCUCAAAAGAGCCGUUACCAUGACGGCAAGAUUUACGUGGGUGUGAAGUGCACGAGUGAUAAAGACAGCAUAUUGUGACAGUUGCAUGCAACCUUCAUAUUCACUCGCUCGUGUGAACACUGUAACCAAGGGAUACCUUGGUCUAAGCUUGUGUGAGAAGCAACGGAUGGCACCGACUCUGAAAUUCAGAGAAAAAAAAAAUGUUUAACAACGACACUCCCGAUAAAAAGUUAUGAAAACAGCCAAAAAAAAAAAAAAAAAAAAACCAAACAAAAAACCAAACAAA
Pomacea canaliculata is the source of this 6223-nucleotide messenger RNA. Its product is annotated as glutamate receptor ionotropic, NMDA 2B-like. Gene Ontology annotation, molecular function: transmitter-gated monoatomic ion channel activity involved in regulation of postsynaptic membrane potential; NMDA glutamate receptor activity. The record is from RefSeq and is a predicted model, not a curated record. NCBI's taxonomy places the organism in Eukaryota, Metazoa, Mollusca, Gastropoda, Architaenioglossa, Ampullariidae. Gene Ontology annotation, biological process: monoatomic ion transport; modulation of chemical synaptic transmission; synaptic transmission, glutamatergic. Gene Ontology annotation, cellular component: postsynaptic membrane; plasma membrane.